AUGAAGAUAUUCAACCGGUUCCGGAAACUUCUCGUCCGCCUCCUCUUCUCCGUCGGCGAGAAGAAAGGGGGCGACAAUUAUCCGGCGGCGGCGGCGGCGGGAGAGAGGGCUGACCCGCCCAAGACCUCUUGUAGCUCUUAUUACUCGACCCAGCUGCAUUACAGCGAGGCCAUUGCCGACUGCAUCGAGUUCUUGAAUAAGGCUGCUGGUUCGCCCGACGGGCCGGCGGCCGGUUCGAUCGAUCACCCUGAUGUUUGGGUUUGA
Linum tenue is the source of this 264-nucleotide messenger RNA. NCBI's taxonomy places the organism in Eukaryota, Viridiplantae, Streptophyta, Magnoliopsida, Malpighiales, Linaceae. The record is from the annotation of a GenBank genome assembly.